UCUUCCAGGUUGGCCAUGGCUGAGGCUUCCCGGUGGCACCGAGGCGGGACUCCAAAACAUCCUCUGCAUUACAGGAAGGAAGUAGAAAUUAGAACUACUCUUCAGGAGUUGUUACUCUACUUUAUUUUUUUAAUAAACCUAUGUAUAUUGACUUUUGGGAUGGUAAACCCACAUAUGUAUUACUUAAACAGAGUUAUGUCAUCUCUAUUUUUGGACACUUCUGUGCCUGGUGAUGAGAGAACCAACUUUAAGUCUAUUCGCAGCAUAACUGAUUUUUGGAAGUUUAUGGAAGGACCCCUUUUGGAAGGUCUGUACUGGGACUCAUGGUACAAUAACCAGAAGUUGUAUAAUUUAAAGAACAGCAAUCGCAUCUACUAUGAGAACAUACUUUUAGGAGUCCCCCAAGUCCGUCAACUAAAAGUCCGCAACAACACGUGCAAGGUUUAUUCAUCCUUUCAGUCUUUGAUGAGUGAAUGUUACGAGAAAUACACUUCUGCAAAUGAGGACCUGUCUGAGUUUGGCCUUAAAGAUGAUACUGAAUGGAAGUACUCUACUCCUAGUGUCAGCUCCCCUUGGCAUUGGGGAUUUGUUGGUGUUUACCGAAAUGGGGGCUAUAUUUUCACUUUAUCAAAAUCAAAGUCUGAAAUCAAAGACAAGUUCGUUAACCUGCGACUGAACAGCUGGAUCACAAGAGGGACUAGAGUUAUUUUUAUUGAUUUUUCAUUAUACAAUGCUAAUGUAAAUCUGUUUUGCAUCAUAAGACUGGUGGCAGAAUUCCCUGCAACUGGAGGAAUACUUACUUCAUGGCAGUUUUACUCUGUGAAGCUCCUCAGAUAUGUUAGCUACUAUGAUUAUUUUAUUGCUUCCUGUGAAAUCACAUUUUGUAUUUUUCUUAUUGUCUUCACAAUACAAGAAAUCAAAAAUAUGAAAGAAUUUAAGUGGGCCUAUUUCAAAAGUAUUUGGAACUGGCUAGAAUUGCUACUUUUGGUGUUGUGUUUUGUGGCUGUUUUCUUCAACUCAUACUGUAAUAUACAAGUUUUCCUGUUACUUGGACAGCUGUUAAAAAAUACCGAAAAAUAUUCUGACUUCUAUUUUCUUGCAUACUGGCACAUUUAUUACAACAAUAUACUUGCUAUUACCAUCUUCUUUGCAUGGAUAAAGAUAUUCAAAUUCAUAAGCUUUAAUAAGACGAUGUCUCAGCUGUCAUCAACCUUGUCCCGCUGUAUCAAAGACAUAGUAGGAUUUGCCAUCAUGUUUUUUAUAAUAUUCUUUGCUUACGCCCAGUUAGGAUUUCUUGUUUUUGGAUCACAAGUUGAUGACUUUUCCACUUUUCACAAUUCCAUAUUUGCACAAUUUCGAAUUAUUCUUGGAGAUUUUAAUUUUGCUGGAAUUCAGCAAGCCAAUCGUAUCUUGGGACCCAUUUACUUCAUCACUUUCAUCUUUUUUGUGUUCUUUGUCCUGCUGAACAUGUUCUUGGCAAUAAUUAAUGAUACCUAUUCUGAAGUGAAAGCUGAUUAUUCACUAGGCAGAAGGCCAGAUUUUGAGCUUUGUAAAAUGAUUAAAGAGAGUUACAACAAUGCUCUCGAAAAACUCAAUCUAAAGAAACCUCAAAAGGAUGAAAACAAGAACAAUAUGAAAAGCGGAGAUUUGGCUGAACGAGCCAGAAGAGAAGGCUUUGAUGAAAAUGAGAUUCAAAGUGCAGAGCGGAUGAAAAAAUGGAAAGAGAGGCUUGAGAAAAAGCACUAUUCUACAGAAACUCAAGAUGACUACCAGCCUGUCACUCAACAAGAAUUUCGAGAACUCUUUUUAUAUGCCGUGGAGCUGGAAAAAGAAUUACACUACGUCAGUUUAAAACUAAACCGAGUAAUGAGAAAGGUUUCAGCUCUACAAUAUUGA
Molecule: messenger RNA, 1896 nt
Organism: Diceros bicornis minor
Lineage: Eukaryota; Metazoa; Chordata; Mammalia; Perissodactyla; Rhinocerotidae
Gene: PKD2L2
Product: polycystin 2 like 2, transient receptor potential cation channel
Exons: 14
Coding region: 16-1896 (626 amino acids)
Biological process (GO): detection of mechanical stimulus
Cellular component (GO): membrane
Molecular function (GO): calcium ion binding; calcium channel activity
Source: RefSeq, a predicted model, not a curated record